AUGGAGAAAGAAAUAAAACCCGAAGAACUAAUUCCAUUACUUCACGAAAGAGCAGUCCUUUGGAAUAAAACUUUAAAUGACUACAAAAAUAAUAAUCUGAAACUAUUGGCCUGGCGCGAAAUUUGUACCAUACUAAUACCUAAUUUUGAAAACAUGGAAGAAAAAGAAAGACAACAUUUCGUUGCUAGACCUAAUCCUCCUCAAGAGUCUGUUUCGUCGCGUAUAUCUCAACCAGGGACAGAAGGCAGUACUCAGUUGUCAGAAAAUUCGCAACCAAGCACUUCUAAAAGACAAAAGACCAUGCCACCACAGCAACAUAUAAUGGAUGGAAUGGAGAUGUCAAAAUGA
This is a messenger RNA of Parnassius apollo (apollo), 348 nucleotides long. Lineage: Eukaryota; Metazoa; Arthropoda; Insecta; Lepidoptera; Papilionidae. The record is from the annotation of a GenBank genome assembly.